UUUUAAUUUUUUUUUUCUAUUCAAUAAUUGCAGAACUUAUAGUGAUCCUUAGUUUUCUUUUAGAAUUAUGGAUGACUCGGUGUCUAUGGAAGGAUCUCAACAUGGCCAAGGCACGGAAUUUGUGCCUUUUCAAACAACUCAGGAAUCACUAGAAAAUCUAUUGCUACAUGGGCAUCUAGACAUUUGGGUGAAGGAGGCUAAAAAACUUCCUAACAUGGAUCAAAUUCAUAAAACCAUGUCCGGAUUAUUUGGGGGACGAUUAUCAAUGCUAAAAUCCCAUGGAACAAGUGAUCCAUAUGUUACAGUAUCCAUAGCUGGUGCAAUUAUAGCGCGAACUUUUGUUAUACCAGAUAACGAAAACCCAAUGUGGAUGCAACAUUUCUUUGUACCUGUGGCACAUACCGCACCAGAACUACAUUUUGUAGUUAAAGACGACGAUGUGGUAGGGUCUGAGAUCAUAGGAGCCGUCGGUAUUCCUACUAAGCAAUUGCUUUUAGGGGAGAAAAUAGAAGGGACUUUCCCUAUAAUGAAAGGAAAAGGUAAGCCUUGGGAAACUGGAGCUAAGUUAAGUGUUUCAAUUCAAUACACCCCUGUACAAAAAAUGAACUUGUACCACUUAGGUGUUGGUAACGGACCCGAAUAUAAUGGUGUUCCUAGGACAUAUUUUCCUCUAAGAAAAGGAAAUAAAGUUACACUAUACCAAGAUGCUCAUUAUGAAGAUGGUAUGCUUCCUGAUAUAAAGCUUGACUAUGACAAAGAUUUUGUUCAUGGGAAAUGUUGGCAUGAUGUAUUCAAUGCUAUUUCGAAUGCCCGGCAUUUGGUCUAUCUAACGGGGUGGUCAGUUGUUCACAAUGUUAGACUUGUUCGCGAUGAUCCAAACUUAUCUGGUGUUACAUUGGGAGAUCUUUUGAAAGGAAAAGCACAAGAGGGUGUUAGAGUUUUGGUCCUUGUGUGGGAUGAUCCUACUUCUAGGAAAUUUUUUCAUCGCACUACUGAAGGCAUGUUAGCAACCGAUGAUGAAGUGACUUACAAAUUCUUCAAGGGCUCAUCAGUUCACGUAGUACUAUGCCCACGAUCUGGUGGGAAAGGACAUAGUUUGAUUGGAAAGCAGGAAGCUGGAGCAAUCUACACUCAUCACCAAAAAACAGUUAUCGUAGAUGCUGAUGCAGGUGAACAUAAGCGAAAACUCAUUGCUUUUGUGGGAGGACUCGACCUAUGUAAGGGGCGUUAUGAUACCCCGGAGCACUCUUUGUUUAGAACGUUACAAACUGUACACGACGAUGAUUAUCAUAACCCCAAUAUUGCUGGUUCAAUGAAUGGAUGUCCUAGAGAGCCGUGGCAUGAUUUGCACUGUCAAAUCGACGGUCCAGCAGUAUACGACAUUUUAACCAACUUUCAAGAGCGUUGGUUAAAGGCUUCACCUCGCGGGAUUAAAAAGCUUAAAAGAGCUUAUGAUGAUCAUCUAAUUCACAUAGAUAAGGUUCCUAAUAUUAUUGGACAAUUAGAUGCUAAUCACACCUGCAACAACGAUGAUGAUGAUGAUAUGGAGUCUUGGCAUGUUCAAGUGUUUCGAUCGAUAGACUCUAAUUCUGUAAAAGGCUUUCCUAAGGAUCCUAAAGACGGACCACAAAUGAAUCUUUAUUGUGGGAAAAAUGUACUGAUAGACAUGAGCAUACAUACAGCAUACGUACAUGCAAUUCGAUCUGCCCAGCAUUUCAUCUACAUUGAGAAUCAAUAUUUCUUGGGCUCGUCAUUUAAUUGGGAUUCCCAUAAGGGCUUAGGUGCAAAUAACUUGAUACCUAUUGAGAUUGCACUUAAAAUUGCUGAAAAGAUAAAAGCAGAUGAAAGAUUUGUUGCAUAUAUUGUUCUUCCUAUGUGGCCAGAAGGUGAUCCAAAAAGUCUUGCCAUGCAAAGGAUUCUUUAUUGGCAAUACAAGACAAUGCAAAUGAUGUAUCAAAUAAUUUAUAAGGCGUUGGUAGAGAAAGGUUUAGAGAACAAUUACGAGCCUCAAGACUUCUUGAAUUUUUUUUGCUUGGGCAAUCGGGAGAUUUCAGAAGACAAUAGUGUGCCAAGCGGAAGUGUAAAUACUCCACAGGCAUUUUUAAAGAAGAAUCGACGAUUUAUGAUAUAUGUUCAUUCAAAAGGCAUGAUAGUGGAUGACGAGUAUGUGAUAAUGGGUUCUGCAAACAUCAACCAACGAUCAAUGGAAGGUACUCGAGACACUGAAAUUGCAAUGGGUGCUUAUCAACCUCACUAUACUUGGGCCUCAAGGAAUUCACGGCCACAUGGACAGAUUUAUGGAUAUCGAAUGUCACUUUGGUCAGAGCACCUAGGAACGAUUGAGGGUUGUUUUAUGCGUCCCGAGAGCCUUGAAUGUGUUAGACGAGUAAGAAUAUUAGGGGAACAAAAUUGGAUUCAAUUUUCAAUUGAUCAAGUCACAGAAAUGAAAGGACACCUUCUCAAGUACCCUUUGAAAGUUGAUAGAUGGGGCAGGGUUUGCCCUCUUCCUGGGUCUGAGAAAUUCCCAGAUUUAGGUGGCAAGGUUAUGGGCACAUUUUCAGGCAUUCAAGAAAAUCUUACCAUUUGAUUCAAAAUUCUAAUAGCAUUAAAUUUGUAGCUUACUUUUAGCAAU
Chenopodium quinoa (quinoa) is the source of this 2632-nucleotide messenger RNA. Its product is annotated as phospholipase D gamma 1-like. The record is from RefSeq and is a predicted model, not a curated record. Gene Ontology annotation, molecular function: D-type glycerophospholipase activity; calcium ion binding. NCBI's taxonomy places the organism in Eukaryota, Viridiplantae, Streptophyta, Magnoliopsida, Caryophyllales, Amaranthaceae. Gene Ontology annotation, biological process: phospholipid catabolic process; phosphatidylcholine metabolic process. The transcript has 10 exons. Gene Ontology annotation, cellular component: plasma membrane. Bases 68 to 2587 code for a protein of 839 amino acids.